CGUGGGCAAGUAAAUACAAUGGGGCGGAGCUUAGGUUGCUGUAAGGAGGCUCGCGGGAGUGGCGAAGGACACUCAUCAGAAUUGUUGAGUUUUCCUCAGGCUGGUGUGGGAACACCAGCCUGUGGAGAGCCUCCUUUCCUCAGUGCUGAGGGCUCAGGGUUCUUCCCUGCUUGAACAUUAGCUGAGGAGGCAGCGGAGCGGGCCUCCCUGGUCCUUCACCAUGAGGGCCUUCCGGGAGUUGCCAACGCCGUUGCUGGUGAAUUUGAUCGGCUCGCUGCUAGGGUUUGUGGCCACAAUCACCCUCAUCCCAGCCUUCCGUGGCCACUUCAUCGCCGCCCGCCUCUGUGGCCAGGACCUCAACAAAUCCGGCCAGAAGCAGAUCCCAGAGUCUCAGGGAGUGAUCAGCGGUGCUGUUUUCCUUAUCAUUCUCUUCUGUUUCAUCCCUUUCCCUUUCCUGAACUGCUUUGUGGAGGAGCAAUGUAAAGCUUUCCCCCACCAUGAAUUUGUGGCCCUGAUAGGUGCGCUUCUUGCCAUCUGCUGCAUGAUUUUCCUGGGCUUCGCGGAUGAUGUUCUGAAUCUGCAAUGGCGCCAUAAGCUGCUGCUGCCCACAGCUGCCUCACUACCUCUCCUCAUGGUCUAUUUCACCAACUUUGGCAACACAACCAUUGUGGUACCCAAGCCCUUUCGACCGAUUCUAGGCCUGCAUUUGGACUUGGGGAUCCUGUACUAUGUCUACAUGGGGCUGUUGGCAGUGUUCUGUACCAAUGCCAUCAAUAUCCUAGCAGGAAUUAAUGGCCUAGAGGCUGGCCAGUCACUGGUCAUUUCUGCUUCCAUCAUCAUCUUCAACCUGGUGGAGCUGGAAGGUGAUUGUCGAGAUGAUCAUGUUUUUUCCCUCUACUUCAUGAUACCCUUUUUUUUCACCACCUUGGGAUUGCUCUAUCAUAACUGGUACCCAUCACAGGUGUUUGUGGGAGAUACCUUCUGUUACUUUGCUGGCAUGACCUUUGCCGUGGUGGGCAUUUUGGGACACUUCAGCAAGACCAUGCUACUCUUCUUCAUGCCCCAGGUGUUCAACUUUCUCUACUCACUGCCUCAGCUCCUGCACAUCAUCCCCUGCCCUCGCCACCGUGUGCCCAGACUUAAUACCGACACAGGCAAACUGGAGAUGAGUUAUUCCAAGUUCAAGACAAAGAGCCUCUCUUUCUUGGGCACCUUUAUUCUAAAGAUAGCAGAGAGUCUCCAGCUAGUGACAGUGCGCCAGAGUGAGAAUGAGGAUGGUGCCUUCACCGAGUGUAACAACAUGACCCUCAUCAACUUGGUACUUAAAGUCUUUGGGCCCAUGCAUGAGAGAAACCUCACACUGCUCCUCCUGCUGCUACAGAUCCUGGGCAGUGCUGUUACCUUCUUCAUUCGGUACCAGCUUGUCCGACUCUUCUAUGAUGUCUGAGUCCCUGGUCGUUGCUCUUAUUUCACAUUUCCAGGAUUCCUGACUCAAGCCAUCCUCAUUCAAGAACAAGAUUGCCUCUCAGCCCGGGCCCCUCACACACCUCAUUCUUCUUAACAUUUCCUUUCCCCUGUGAUUAUUGACAUACUGGCCCUUUCUUGCCCUCCAGUGACUAUUGAUUGGAUUUUACCUGUAGUUUUCUUCAACUUGCCACUCUCCCUAUCCAUCCCAUCUUUGCAGCUCCCUAAGUUGGAAAACUGCAUUGACUUUCAAGAAAUAUGUUGGACCUGGGAAUAGAACCCUGGGUGGUGAUGGUGACACAGGCUUGAGGAUAACUUCACAUUAGACUAUAAAUUAAGUAUUCUAAUUAGUAAAAGCAGGUGGGGUGUUGGGGAGCACAGGUGCUCCCAGUGGUAACAAUAAAGUGUUGUCUUUUUCUUGUUCCUGUA
This is a messenger RNA of Artibeus jamaicensis (Jamaican fruit-eating bat), 1893 nucleotides long. It is a transcript of the gene DPAGT1, whose product is annotated as dolichyl-phosphate N-acetylglucosaminephosphotransferase 1. NCBI's taxonomy places the organism in Eukaryota, Metazoa, Chordata, Mammalia, Chiroptera, Phyllostomidae. Gene Ontology annotation, biological process: protein N-linked glycosylation; dolichol-linked oligosaccharide biosynthetic process. The coding region runs from base 221 to 1447 and encodes 408 amino acids. The record is from RefSeq and is a predicted model, not a curated record. The transcript has 9 exons. Gene Ontology annotation, molecular function: UDP-N-acetylglucosamine-dolichyl-phosphate N-acetylglucosaminephosphotransferase activity. Gene Ontology annotation, cellular component: membrane.